Molecule: messenger RNA, 1485 nt
Organism: Anopheles coustani
Lineage: Eukaryota; Metazoa; Arthropoda; Insecta; Diptera; Culicidae
Gene: TMS1
Product: serine incorporator 1
Exons: 4
Coding region: 124-1464 (446 amino acids)
Cellular component (GO): membrane
Source: RefSeq, a predicted model, not a curated record
GACUGCUGGAUUGUUUGUUUGCGAAACGAAGAAAACAGUCGUAAUUACCAUUUUUAACUUUACAAAGUGGUCCACGAAAAACCAUCUCUCGGUGAAACAACCAGUUAAGGCGUAAAACACAAAAUGGGAGCCGUUUUGGGCCUAGUUUCAGCAGCCAAUCUGGCAUGCUGCUGUACGGGAACCGCUUGUUCCCUGUGCUGUUCGUUGUGUCCAUCUUCGAUGAAGUCCAACUCGGUCGCCACCCGGUUCAUGUACGCCCUGAUGCUGGUGCUCGGAGCAAUCGUUGGGGCGAUAAUGUUAACACCGGGGUUGCAAGAAGCCCUACGAAAGGUACCGUUCUGUGCAAACUCGACAUCGGUCGUUAAGGAUGUGAUUUCCAUCGACUGUGAUGCGGCCGUCGGUUAUCUGGCGGUGUACCGCAUCUGCUUCGCCCUGGUGUGCUUCUUCACGCUGUGGGCCCUGAUGAUGCUCGGUGUCCGCUCGUCGAAGGAUCCCCGGGCGGCCCUGCAGAACGGCUUCUGGGGCAUCAAGUUCAUGAUCGUGGUCGGCAUUGCGAUCGGUGCGUUCUUUAUCCCCGAGACGGGCUUCGGAGUGGCGUGGAUGUGGGUUGGCCUGAUCGGUGGGUUUGCGUUCAUCCUGGUGCAGCUCGUGUACAUUAUCGAUUUCGCGCACAACUGGGCCGAGGCUUGGGUGAGCAACUACGAGCAGGAUGAAUCACGCGGCUGGUUCGCUGCGCUGUGCUGCGCCACCGGCGUCCAGUACGCGCUUUCGCUGACCGGUGUGGCACUGCUGUUCGUUUACUUCACGCAAGCGGACGACUGUUCGCUGAACAAAUUCUUCAUCACGAUCAACUUGAUCCUCUGCAUCGGGGUGAGCAUCCUGUCGAUUACGCCGCGCGUUCAGGAAGCCCAGCCAAAGUCGGGACUGCUGCAAAGCUCGAUGGUGAUGUUGUAUACCGUCUAUCUGACCUGGUCGGCCGUCGCCAACAACCCGGAUCCCGAAUGCAACCCCGGUUUCUUGGGCAUCAUUGGGGAGAAGUCGAACAAGGUGCACUUCGACAAAACAAGCAUCAUCGGAUUGGUUAUCUGGUUGCUGUGUAUCCUCUACUCGUCCCUGCGCUCGGCUAGCAACGUCUCCCGAUUCUCUGAUCCGGAGAAACAAGAUCUUACAGCUUCUCUCAGCGACGAUGCUGCGGCCGGAGACCGAAAUGGCAACGAGCUACGUGAUAACGAAGAGGAAGCCGUCGCCUACAACUGGUCUCUGUUUCACGUCGUGUUUAUUACGGCCACACUGUACGUUAUGAUGACGCUGACCAACUGGUACCAACCUAACUCGUCACUCGAUACACUGAACGCAAACGCCGCCUCCAUGUGGGUUAAGGUCGUCUCGAGCUGGAUGUGCGUCACGCUGUACGGGUGGACACUUGUCGCGCCGAUAGUACUGUCCGAUCGUGAAUUUAAUUGAACUGACGUGUGCUAGAAUAUU